GGGGAGCUAAGACAGACUUCGCUAUCAAGCCUCAACAGGAUACAGUGUUCUGUAAAGGGAUACAACGUGAAGACAUGGACACCCUCAGCAGCCACAGUGACAGCAGCACCAGUGGGGAUUUGUCUGAAUUGUUGAAAGAAGCAACUAAAGAGGUACACGAGCAGGCGGAAAAUACAGAGUUCAUGAGGAACUUCCAGAAAGGCCUGGUCUCACUACAUGAGUUCAAGAUGGUUAUGUCUUCCUUAUAUUUUGUUUAUGAAGCGUUAGAGGCAGAGAUUGAGAGAAAUAAAGACAACCCGGUCUUCUCCCCCGUUUUUUUUCCAUUGGAGCUACAUCGAAAGGAUGCUCUGGAACAAGAUCUGGAGUAUUUUUAUGGACCACAGUGGAGAAAGAAGAUUCCAUGCCCUCAGUCUACAAAGAACUAUGUCAGUAGGCUUCGUCACGUUGGACAGAAGGAACCAGAGUUGCUGGUAGCCCAUGCAUACACACGGUACUUGGGUGACCUUUCUGGUGGCCAAGUUCUCAAGAAGAUUGCUCAGAAGGCCUUGCAACUUCCAGUGACUGGAGAGGGGCUAGCUUUCUUCACAUUUGACAAUGUUACCAAUGCAACAAAGUUCAAACAACUUUAUCGUUCCCGUAUGAACUCGAUAGAAAUGAACGUAGCUGCCAAAAAUAGAAUAUUAAAUGAAGCCAAGACUGCAUUCUUGCUUAAUGUCAAGGUUUUUGAAGAGCUGCAGAUCUUAUCAACUGCGAAAUCUCAAGAAGGGCUUGACAAGCCUGACAUUCCAACGUUACGAAGUCGGACACAAAACACAGCAAAUGGAGACGUCCAACUGAAGACUGAAUAUCGACAGACAGGGGUCUCCACCAAAAACAAUUCUACAUUUAUCCGCUGGACGGUCAUUGUGGGUUGCGCUCUGGUGGCUCUCGCAGCUCUGUACAUUUCAUAAACCGUAUAUAAAUGACCUGUUUUCAUUAAGCAGACUUCAUCUCAAAUUAUAAUAUUGGCUCAGAUGAAAGCCGCAAUGACGAAAUGGCAUCACCGGCUUCCUUUUUUGUAUAUCUCAACACGUUGCUUUUUUCUAUUCCAAUAAACGGCUGAAAUCCUCAGGAAUUAUCAAACAUUUCAGCAAGAUUAGCAGUAUUAGUAACUGAUUUUACAGACAUUUUAUCUCUGAUGUGUAAUUAUAAGUUAAAUCUAUAGCAAUGCAAAUAGGACAAGUGAAUGUUUUAUUAUUAUGAAGGUUGUCCAACUAGUGGUCCUAGGACAAGAUUAGACCUGAUGUGUCCACUACAACAUUUACAUCCAUUAUCAUUCACCAUAAUAUGGUCAGAAGGGGGUACCUACAAAUAUGUCACAAGUCAGGUUCAUACUUAUUCCUUCCAAUCAUUAUGUAUGCCCACCCCACGUUCACAAUCCACAAUCAUUUUAGUUUUUUAAUUACAUUGUGAAUUGUAGGCCUCUUAGAAUUAGUAUAGAGCAAGGUAUCUAUUAGCUUGUUUUAAUGUUAUUUUCAAAAGGUAAUGUCCUUUGAAAGCAUGUAUUAAUGAGCUUGAUUAACAGCUAGCAAUUGGCUAAGACAGGGGAACACCAGAAAUAGGAUCAAACAAUAGAAAUUUUUACAGAAAACUAUCAAGAAUUCAAUGUUUUUCUACUACUUAAAAAACAAAAAAAACAA
Molecule: messenger RNA, 1679 nt
Organism: Pelobates fuscus (common spadefoot toad)
Lineage: Eukaryota; Metazoa; Chordata; Amphibia; Anura; Pelobatidae
Gene: HMOX1
Product: heme oxygenase 1
Exons: 5
Coding region: 75-950 (291 amino acids)
Biological process (GO): heme catabolic process; heme oxidation; response to oxidative stress
Molecular function (GO): heme oxygenase (decyclizing) activity; heme binding
Source: RefSeq, a predicted model, not a curated record